AUUGAUAAAGAGGAGUGAAGGCAAGGCAACAUACCCCCACUUUCCACCACUCUGCUCUCACAAAUGGCUUCUUCUCGCCAACUCCUCUCUCUCAUUCUUCGCAUUUCUACUCUGUUAACAUUCUUCUUCACUUCCCCAUCUCAUUCUUCGUCAGAUGUUUUUUCUGGUGUUUCAGUUUCAUCAGUUGAUCCCAACAGAGUUACUCUGUCUGUUUACUAUGAAACUCUCUGUCCAUAUUGCUCCAACUUCAUUGUACGUGACUUGCUGAAAAUCUUUGAAAAUGGACUCAUUUCAAUAGUUAAUCUCAGGAUGAUCCCUUGGGGCAACGCUGUGCUCAGACCAGACAAAACCUUCCAAUGCCAGCAUGGCCCUGCUGAAUGCGUACUUAAUACUGUGGAAGCCUGUGUCAUCAACAUCUAUCCUCGUGUGGAUAUGCAUUUCAGAUUUAUUUACUGUGUUGAGUAUCUAGCCUUGGAGGGAAAGCAAGCUGAGUGGGCUUCUUGUUUUGACAGAUCACAGCUUGGUAAGGUGCCUAUUGACUGCUACACUAGUGGAUAUGGAAACCAGCUGGAACUCAAAUAUGCUGAAGAAACUGCACUUCUUAAUCCUCCUCAUACAGGUGUGCCAUGGGUUGUAGUGAAUGAUCAACCACUGAAAGAGGACUACAACAACUUUGUAGCAUAUGUCUGCAGGGCUUAUAGAGGCGGUAAUGUGCCAGAGGCUUGCAGGUCAUUUCAGCUUAACAUCAAUUCGACUGUGGAGGAAAAUCCAAUCAAUCCACUUUGCUAUGUUAAUGAGGCAAAAAACUUGACCACUUCAUCUCCAGGAAAGAAAAUCACAAAUUUGUAAUAAGCUUUAUGGACAUGCCCAAAUGAGGAUUACAAGAUUCUGCAUCAGCUUUUGCUCAAUCUGCUGCUGCUAGUCUGCUAGCCUAUUACAGAUAUAAAAAAUAAUGGGCGGGCCAACUUAUAUGACUCAUUCAGAUUGCCUUACAUUUGAAAAGGAAGUGAUACUGUUGAAAUGUUAUAGAUUGUAGGUUCUGUAAACAUGGUUGAGUUAUAAUACAAAUGGUUCUAUGAA
Vitis vinifera (wine grape) is the source of this 1080-nucleotide messenger RNA. Its product is annotated as gamma-interferon-responsive lysosomal thiol protein. The record is from RefSeq and is a predicted model, not a curated record. The transcript is spliced from 5 exons. Gene Ontology annotation, molecular function: oxidoreductase activity, acting on a sulfur group of donors, disulfide as acceptor. Bases 64 to 849 code for a protein of 261 amino acids. Lineage: Eukaryota; Viridiplantae; Streptophyta; Magnoliopsida; Vitales; Vitaceae.